Molecule: messenger RNA, 2970 nt
Organism: Larimichthys crocea (large yellow croaker)
Lineage: Eukaryota; Metazoa; Chordata; Actinopteri; Sciaenidae
Product: RNA polymerase II elongation factor ELL
Exons: 12
Coding region: 256-2127 (623 amino acids)
Biological process (GO): positive regulation of transcription elongation by RNA polymerase II; transcription elongation by RNA polymerase II; snRNA transcription by RNA polymerase II
Cellular component (GO): transcription elongation factor complex
Molecular function (GO): cis-regulatory region sequence-specific DNA binding
Source: RefSeq, a predicted model, not a curated record
GAGAUCAGCGCUGAGUUCCGCCGUCAUGACGUAAUGCGACCUACUCCAGAAUAGCGCGCGGCGGAGGAGCAGCCACACGGAACCGUUUUUUCUCCUCUUCACCUCCUCUCUGCUCCUCUCUUCUCCUCCUCUCCUCUCCUCCCCGACUGUUUGUUUGUUUUGUUUGUUUGUUUAUUUAUUUAUGUGUGUGUGUGUUCGGUUUGUUCGCCUGGCUCACUUCUUUCCCCGGAGGAGGAGGACGCGCGGAGGGCGGUGAUGUCUGCGCUCAGGGAGCAGCAGUGUUACGGACUGUCCAGCGGUAAACUGAGCCGCGGCGGCGACAACAUCUCCGUUUUUCACGUCAAACUCACUGACAGCGCGGCAAGAGCCAUCGGCUCCUACCAGACCUGCAAGGGUUUGUCUUCACAUCCCACGAUCUGUUUUAAUGGAAACCAAGGGAGAGUCACUAUCCCUUGCUCGGAGAACAGAGACAACCUGAGGAUAUUCACCUUCGGUGUGACCAACGUCGCCCGCAACAAUCCACACGGGAGCUUUGACUGCGUCCAACAGCUCAACACUGGUGCUGCCGAGGAGCUGUCAUGUCUCGGGGUGAUUCAGAAGAAGAUGACAGUCAACGCUACAGAUGACUCGUACGAUAAGGCUCGUCAGAGCAUGGCCCAGGCCGAGGAGGAGACACGCAGCCGGGGGGCCAUUGUCAUCAAACACGGGGGGCGCUACCAGGGCAAGAAGGUAACGGUGCGAGCGCCGGCGCCCGCGCUCGCCGGCCUGACCAAGCCGAGACAAUCCCACCCUCUCCUCAGCAAAAUCAAAAGGGAGGUCGUCGGCAUGUCCAAGCCGAAGAAAGGCGCCUGUGCUUCAAACAGGAAGAGCGUUGGCAACAUGCAGGAGAGGCCGCUCAGGGAGAGAGUGACACACCUGCUGGCUCUGAGGCCGUACAAGAGGCCUGAGCUGAUCCUGAGGCUGCAGAAUGACGGACUGACAGCAGCAGACAAGGACGUGCUGGACUCUGUACUGAUGGAGGUUGGCCAACUCAAUAGCAGAGACAAGACAUUUGUCCUGAAGGACGGUCUGUAUAAGGAGCUGCAGAAGGACUGGCCAGGCUACACCUCGGGAGACCAGCAGCUUCUCAAACGAAUCCUUGUCAGGAGACUGCCACAGGCGAACCUCCUCACCGUCCCAGAGGCCCAAGUCAGUCCACUGCGAGACACCCCCAACUCCUCCCCAGCACACCGUCCAAAACCCUCCCUGCCAGAGGAGUACACUGACCCUCUGUUGAGUAAGAAGCCCAGGAUAUCCCACCUGUCCAACAAAACAGCCAGCGACAAGCCAAGCGCGAGGCCGCCCAAACAAGCGGCUCAUAAAGACGUCACGGAAGCGAAGGGGAACGACGGGCAAAGCAACUCGCUUGAUCCUAGAAAGCUUUUUGACUCCUUGUCGGCAGUCUGUCAGCGCGACGUAGAAGCGGUCGAGAGGCUUGAACCAACCGGCCGUGCUGCGGAGGAGCCCAAAGGCACAGCGGACCACCCGCAACCCAACUCUGAGCGCUCUCCGUCCCCGCUGAUAGUGCCGGAUCUGAACAGACACACAGUGAAAAGGAAGAAGAGCAAACACAAACACAGAGAUCAGGAGAAGGACGGGUGGAGAGACAGGAAAGAAAGGAGAAAAGAUCGCAGUUCAGAGGAUCCAAAGAGCAAAGUCUCUCUGGACUGCACAGAGACAAAUGAAAUUUUGUUUGAAGCUAAUGUGCUUAAAGAGAGCAGCGACGCAACAGACUAUCUAUCGACGUAUACGGGGAUUCGUAGUCAUGACCAGAGACAGAGCUACAAGCAGGACUUUAACAGGGAGUACAGCGAGUACAGAGAUUUACACGCUCGUAUCGACGGCGUGACACGGCAGUUCAUGGAGCUGGACACGCAGCUUAAACGGCUACACCACGAAUCACACAAGUACAAGACGGUUCAUAAUCAAAUUCUUCAAGAAUAUCGCAAAAUUAAGAAGUCCAACCCCAACUACAACCAGGACAAGAGUCGCUGUGAAUAUCUCCACAACAAACUGGCUCACAUCAAGAAGCUCAUAUCGGAGUACGACCAACAACAACUCAGCGUGGAUCAUUCGAGUCACAACUGAACCGUAGACGAGUGAACUUAAGAGAGCACAACAAAUCGCCCUGAGGCAGGGGAGGUUCACGCUGCUGAGCUGGGAUCUGUGGUCUUCAUGGAUAAGCGUAGUCUCAUGAGACCGGCUGGGAACGCCUUUGAGGUUGGGAGUCCAUUUGUGAAAAGCAGCAGGGUGUACGCCGCCCAAAAAUAUGAGACUGUUUAAAGGCGGGAAGUUUCUUUUGGUUUUACCGAUGGACCGGACAGUGACGCGAUACUGCCAAGGACACGAGGAGUAACAAUGACAAAGUUAACCCUCUCACUCUUUAAAAAUGCAAACAGAGAAAUGGAGAGUUGAGGUGCUAAGCUUAAAAAACAUUUGUAGAUUUCCAUCCCCAGAGCACCUUUUUACUUUUGUUGUGAAAUAAAUCACUUUGGGUAUUUGCUUAUGUGUUAGCCACGUCGGUGUUAAAGACAGAAGCAUGAGAUAACUUCACGUUGUACAUACCCAGACAGCUCAUGGCGCACAUCCUCAGAAGACAUCUGUUCUUCAGGUUUUGACCUGAAAGUGUUGCUGUGUCACUUUUUUUCAUAGUAUUCCACUGAUGUUGUCUUUCAUGUGACUUUCCCCGGAGCACAGAAGACUGUUACGUUGAACAUAGUGCUAACUCGAAGUUGUAUUCAGGGAAUUUACAGUGUGUGAGCUGCAGUAAAAGUGUUUCAACUGAUUUUGGUUAUCAGAGUUAUUGUUACUGUAGGCUGAGCCUGUGAACAGAAAUCAAAAGACAUUGUUGCAUGCUGUGUAUUUUACAGAAAGCAUGAGGAAUAAAUCACGUUUUGUCAGUUUCAAAUAAAUUAAUUUGUAUUCAUUUUG